Chlorella variabilis is the source of this 1086-nucleotide messenger RNA. RefSeq lists its product as hypothetical. NCBI's taxonomy places the organism in Eukaryota, Viridiplantae, Chlorophyta, Trebouxiophyceae, Chlorellales, Chlorellaceae. The coding region runs from base 1 to 1086 and encodes 361 amino acids. The transcript is spliced from 6 exons. The record is from RefSeq and is a predicted model, not a curated record.
AUGCGUGCGCCGCUGAGCUUGCUGGCGCUCUGCGCAGCCCUGCUGCUGGCCACCGGCGCUGCCGCCAAGUGCACAGAGAACACAGAGGGGUGGGACGACCUGAGCCUGGGCGGCUGCAAGACCUGCUCCGCCGACAACUCGACGUGCGAGGAGUGCUGGCCCCGCUUCUCGCUCAAUGCCGAGGGCUCCUGCGUGGAGUGCAAUGGCAUGGGCGAAUACGGCGCCUACUGCACCCGGUGCGACCCCGAGGACCCCUCCUUUUGCCUGGAGUGCCGCGGCGACGACGAGGGCAACCUCGACUUUGGCCUCUACGGAAAUGAGGAGGGCAAGUGCACGCCCUGCCCGCUGGAGGGCUGCCAGGAGUGCGCGCCCCUCAACGGCACCUGCCAGUACUGCCGGGUGAAGCAGGGCCUGAUCGACGGCAAGUGCCAGGCAUGCGAAGACGAUAGCGCCCUGUUCUGCAACGGCGGCGUCUCCACAGAGUGCUACUCCGGCUCCUUCCCAGACACCUCCACCGGCACCUGCCAGGCCUGCCCCGCCAACUGCGACCGCUGCGCCGGCGCCGGCGUGUGCGACGUGUGUGACAUCGGGUUCGGCCCUGACGCCGCCACCGGCGCCUGCGUGCCCUGCGAGAGCGAGGGCUGCCAGUCCUGCUCCUCCCCCGGCGUCUGCGACAUGUGCGAGUACUUUGUGGGCUACUGGCUGGACGGCGGCGCGUGCCAGAAGUGCGCCGUGAAGCACUGCGCCCAGUGCGACGGAGACGUCGACUUCUGCAACAUCUGCAACCACCCCAAGGGCGAGUACGGGGCCAACCCCACCACCGGCGCAUGCGACAAGUGCGCCGUGGCCGACUGCGCCAACUGCGAGGACGACUACGCCCGGUGCAGGCUCUGCCGCGACGGCUUCUACUAUGAUGAGGCGGCCAAGCAGUGUGUGGCAUGCAGCACCCUUGACCCCCACUGCACAGACUGUGGCGCCAUGGGAUACGGCCCCCAGGAGGGCGCGCCCACGUGCACCGAAUGCGGGCAGGGCUGGGAGGUGGCGGGGGAGUACACCGACGUCAGGUGCAUCAAGUCCAAGGACUGA